AUGGCCGAUAUUCGCGACCAACACAACGGCUCCCCAAUGCCUGGUGUCGCCCGCAACGACGACCCGGCACUAGACAUUGCUCGCGAGCACGACCACCCACACGUGCACCACAGCGCGCGUGCGGCCCAUCCUGACAACAUUGUCUACACCACGGGAACCACGGACGAGAAGACCAGCAAGUUGUUCCAGCCCAGCGCUCUUGACAGCCAUCUCCACCAGCGCCAUUCUGCAGGUGACAUUGAGAAGGCGGGUGGUUAUGACUAUGAAGUCGAGAAAGCUACCCGCAGCUCGUCUGAUCCCGAGAUGGAGGCAGAGAAGAAGCUGUGGUACACUUCCUUCUCUGCUUUCUACAGGGCCUUCAGAUUGCCUAUCCACGUUUUUAUUGGAGCGCUCUUCACCGGAUGGUGGAUUGCCAGUGUAGUCGUGCACCGCCAUGACAAGAAUUGGAUCAUUCCGUUCCUGUUCUGGUUGGCCAUUAUGAUCCGCCUCAUUACUCUGCACAUUCCCAUCACCAUUGUCACCAAGCCUAUGCACUGGGUCUGGGCCAACACUGGAACGAGAUUUGCAAACCUCAUCCCGGAGAAGAUGCGGAUUCCUUCCGCUGCUGCCCUCACUAUCGCUGUCAUCAUUGUCGGAUCCUUCGCCAGUAAGGAGAGCGAGGACAACACACGCGCCAACCGUGCCGUCUCGCUCUUCGGUCUCUUAGUCUUCAUCUUCGGCUUCUGGGCCACUUCUCGCAACCGCAGCAAGAUUGUAUGGCAUACCGUUAUUGUUGGUAUGCUGAUGCAGUUCGUCAUCGCACUGUUUGUCCUCCGUACCAAGGCCGGAUACGACAUCUUCAACUUCAUCUCCGAGCUCGCCCGUCUGCUCUUGGGAUUCGCCAGGGAUGGUGUCGCCUUCUUAACAACCCCAGAGAUCUCUCAGAACACAUACUUCAUGUUCAGUGUUAUCCCUGCCAUCAUCUUCUUCGUCUCCUUCGUCCAGCUCUUGUACUACUGGGGCAUCCUCCAGUGGUUCAUUGGCAAAUUCGCCGUCUUCUUCUUCUGGGCCAUGCGAGUAUCUGGUGCCGAGGCUGUCGUCGCUUCUGCGUCUCCUUUCAUCGGUCAGGGUGAAUCCGCCAUGUUGAUCAAGCCUUUCGUCCCCCACCUUACCAUGGCGGAGAUGCAUCAAGUCAUGUGCUCUGGAUUCGCUACCAUCGCCGGUAGUGUUUUGGUCGCCUACAUUGGUAUGGGUCUUAAUCCGCAAGCCUUGAUCUCAUCUUGCGUCAUGAGCAUUCCCGCGUCGCUCGCCUUCAGUAAGCUGCGAUACCCGGAGACCGAGGAGACUCUUACCGCCGGUCGUGUUGUUGUACCCGACGACGAUGAGCACAAGGCCGCUAACGCCCUCCAUGCAUUCGCCAACGGUGCCUGGCUCGGUCUGAAGAUCGCCGGUAUGAUCGUCUCUACCCUUUUGUGUAUUAUUGCCCUUCUCAACUUGGUGGAUGGUCUCCUCACCUGGUGGGGGCGCUACAUCAACCUCGACGGCGACUACGACUUGACGCUCGAGUUGAUCCUUGGUUACCUUUUGUACCCAGUCGCCUUCCUUCUCGGUGUAUCGCGCCAAGGCAACGAUCUGCUCCUUGUGGCUCGUCUCAUUGGUAUCAAGGUCAUUACCAACGAGUUUGUUGCAUUCCAAUCGCUCGUCGACCCAGACCCCAAGUCUCCUUACCACGACCUUAGCCCACGUUCUCGCCUCAUUGCUACCUACGCCCUCUGCGGUUUCGGUAACAUCGGUUCUCUGGGUACCCAAAUCGGUGUGCUCAGUCAAAUCAGUCCUGGUCGCAGUGGUGAUGUCUCGCGCCUCGCUCUGUCGGCUCUCAUUACAGGUGUCUUCUCCACCUUGUCGAGUGCUACAGUCGCAGGUCUCGUUGUCCUCGACGGGUCCAAUUUCAGCUCAGGCUCGUAG
Molecule: messenger RNA, 1944 nt
Organism: Alternaria atra
Lineage: Eukaryota; Fungi; Ascomycota; Dothideomycetes; Pleosporales; Pleosporaceae
Exons: 2
Coding region: 1-1944 (647 amino acids)
Biological process (GO): nucleoside transmembrane transport
Cellular component (GO): membrane
Molecular function (GO): symporter activity; nucleoside transmembrane transporter activity
Source: RefSeq, a predicted model, not a curated record